UAAAGUAAUAAAUAAUCUAAUGAUUUAUUACAUACAAUGAAUAACUUUGACCGAAGUAAUAAAGUAACUGGAGUGUACUGGUUGAAAUCACCUAUAGAAAAUAUUACUAUAAAGAUAAGACUAAAACCUCAUGAAGGUAUUAAAACAUUACCUAAAUUCGAGACCUAUAAAAAUGACUCAAAUAACACCAUCCAACAAGUACAAAAUAAUAAAAUAGAGGAACACGAAUUCAAAUGGCAAGAGAAAGCAUUCAGUUUGCAUGAAUUACACCGGUACAGUGACAUACACAACUGUAUUUCAGAAAAUGAAUUAUCCUAUCAUGAUAUGUUAGAAGAAAAGGAUUAUCAACCUGACAAAUUAUUUACAUACAUUCAUCAUGAUUACCACUUACCAAUGCCAAUAAACAAAAUAAAAAAAACAAUAGGUGGCUCUGAUGUUCUAAAUUUGAAUUCUUGUCUGGAAAAAUUGAAUUUGAGUGAAAAAGUAUUUAGAGAAGAUACAAGCUCUAUGGCACAUUUGUUUAGAAGUGAGGAAAGUAUUGCCAGUGAGGAAAAAUGGACUGCUAUGCAUGUGAUGUAUGACAACUCAGAAUAUAAUGAAGACUCCCAACUGCUCCUAAAACAAGAGAUCACUCUCCUAUCUCUCUACCACAAUGUGUCCCAGAACUACCUGAUUGUGUCGCCUGAUGUGAGCAGCGUGGACUUGAACCCGUACCAGCUAGAGACGGGGUAUGAGUAUGCUGUGGAUGUGGACUUUGAAAGGGUUAAUGGAGAGGAAUUAUUAGUGCUGUUAAAAAAAUUGUCCAAGAAAUGGGAAAAACGUCACAAGCAGCAUUUGAAGUUUGUCAUGCCCCCGUUAGGCAGGAGACACCACUUUGUCACUGUGGAGAUCCUUUCGGCGACAGACUUUGAUUUGGAUAACUUGUAUGUGGAGUUUCAUAUUAAGGUGCCCGACGGGCUGCAGUGUUCAGACGCUCUGCACGGAAGAACGCACAUUUCCAAGUCUAGCACUAAUGGUAGUGAAGAGAAAUAUUGGAGUUUUGGACAUUUGGUGGAACUUACGUUAGAUGGGCCUCUGAAUACAGAAACACCACCUCUAAAAAUCUUCUUCGAAAUCAUCUCGACCGAUUGGUGGGGCCGGCAACGCACGGAAGGCUACAGCUACCUCCCUCUAACACUGCAGCCCGGCCAUUAUAACCGGCAUCUGUCCUGCUCUCGCCCUGAAGAGUUGAACCAUGUUACGGCUGAGAGUAGAAGGUUUUUUGUAGGGGGGUGCCACUUGAUUAGGGAUUUGGAGGUGCUGGCUAAACCUCAGAUGCAGGACGCAAAUUUCAAAUUCACCACCACCGGCACCCUCUUCGUCCGCUGGUCCACCAUCGCCCAGUCUCCCCUCCCCGGGUUCAAAGCUGCCCCCAGCCAAGUUUCCCACGCGUCGGCGUUAUUGAGAGGGGCCGAGGCGGUGUUGAGGCAGUAUAAAAGGGCGAGGGCCAGGUUGGCUGAGGCUACUAAAGAUUUAAACGGUGUUCAGGAGACUACUUUUGGGUCUGAUGAUGAUGAUUAAAC
Messenger RNA from Cydia amplana, 1562 nucleotides. RefSeq names its product tectonic-like complex member MKS1 (gene Mks1). The coding region runs from base 37 to 1560 and encodes 507 amino acids. The record is from RefSeq and is a predicted model, not a curated record. Lineage: Eukaryota; Metazoa; Arthropoda; Insecta; Lepidoptera; Tortricidae. Gene Ontology annotation, biological process: cilium assembly. Gene Ontology annotation, cellular component: MKS complex. The transcript has 7 exons.